This is a messenger RNA of Cicer arietinum (chickpea), 1264 nucleotides long. RefSeq names its product epoxide hydrolase 2. The record is from RefSeq and is a predicted model, not a curated record. Gene Ontology annotation, molecular function: catalytic activity. Lineage: Eukaryota; Viridiplantae; Streptophyta; Magnoliopsida; Fabales; Fabaceae.
UCCAUUAAAGAAACGUGAUAACGGCAUUAUAAGACUGAAAUUUUGCACUUGAAAACUGCUUGGAAAGUCUCUAAUCUAAAGCGAAGAAAACAGAGAUGGAAGGAAUUGAACACAGAACAGUUGAAGUAAAUGGAAUCAAAAUGCAUAUUGCAGAAAAAGGAAAAGAAGGACCCGUUGUUUUAUUCCUUCAUGGUUUCCCUGAACUCUGGUACUCAUGGCGCCAUCAGAUUGCGGCUCUAGGUUCCCUCGGCUACAGAGCCGUGGCUCCAGAUCUACGUGGAUACGGUGAUACCGAUGCUCCAGGUUCGGUAAACAGUUACACGGGGUUUCACAUAGUGGGUGAUCUUGUUGCGCUUAUUGAUCUUCUUGGUGUGGAACAAGUUUUCCUUGUUGCUCAUGAUUGGGGUGCUAUUAUUGGUUGGUAUUUCUGCAUGUUUCGCCCUGAAAGAAUUAAAGCCUAUGUUUGUUUGAGUGUUCCUUUACUUCAUAGAAACCCUAAAAUCAAGACUGUUGAUGCUAUGCGUGCUGCUUAUGGAGAUGAUUACUAUAUUUGCAGAUUCCAGGAACCUGGCAAGAUGGAAGCUCAAAUGGCUGAGGUUGGCACUGCAUAUGUGUUGAAAAAUAUCCUAACAACUCGGAAAACUGGUCCUCCAAUACUUCCCAAGGGAGAGUAUGGAACUGGAUUUAAUCCAGAUACCCCUGACACCUUGCCCUCUUGGCUCACAGAAGCUGAUCUUGCUUAUUUUGUCUCCAAAUUUGAGAAAACGGGCUUCACCGGAGGAUUGAACUACUAUAGAAACUUGAACUUAAAUUGGGAGCUGAUGGCACCAUGGCGUGGAGCAAAAGUCUAUGUGCCUGUGAAAUUCAUUACAGGCGAGUUAGACAUGGUAUACACCUCACUUAACAUGAAGGAAUAUAUCCAUGGUGGAGGAUUCAAGGAAGAUGUACCUAACUUGGAGGAAGUGAUUGUGCAAAAAGGAGUGGCUCACUUCAACAAUCAAGAAGCAGCAGAAGAAAUCAGUAAUCACAUUUACGAAUUCAUCAAAAAGUUUUGAGCUGAUCUUCCAAUGAAAUAAUAACCAUGCUGCUAAGUCUAUUUCGUGAUUCUUAUAAGUUUUGCAUGUGUUAGAUUUACUUGUACUCUAUCCACUUAAAUGUAAUAACAACACAACUGUGCCAUGAGAUAUUGGAUUAUAUCUUUCUGGUUCAAAACCAUGUUGAUAAUACCCUCUCAAUUUCUGAAUAAUUGUUGAUUUAGAAAAAA